Closterium sp. NIES-65 is the source of this 2718-nucleotide messenger RNA. The record is from the annotation of a GenBank genome assembly. Lineage: Eukaryota; Viridiplantae; Streptophyta; Zygnematophyceae; Desmidiales; Closteriaceae.
AUGGUGCAUGUUGAAUACCGCAACCUGUGGCAUCAACCUCAACCUGUGGCAUCAACCUCAACCUGUGGCAUCAACCUCAACCUGUGGCAUCAACCUCAACCUGUGGCAUCAACCUCAACCUGUGGCAUCAACCUCAACCUGUGGCAUCAACCUCAACCUGUGGCAUCAACCUCAACCUGUGGCAUCAACAUCAACCUGUGGCAUCAACCUCAACCUGUGGCAUCAACCUCAACCUGUGGCAUCAACCUCAACCUGUGGCAUCAACCUCAACCUGUGGCAUCAACCUCAACCUGUGGCAUCAACCUCAACCUGUGGCAUCAACCUCAACCUGUGGCAUCAACCUCAACCUGUGGCAUCAACCUCAACCUGUGGCAUCAACAUCAACCUGUGGCAUCAACCUCAACCUGUGGCAUCAACCUCAACCUGUGGCAUCAACCUCAACCUGUGGCAUCAACCUCAACCUGUGGCAUCAACCUCAACCUGUGGCAUCAACCUCAACCUGUGGCAUCAACCUCAACCUGUGGCAUCAACCUCAACCUGUGGCAUCAACCUCAACCUGUGGCAUCAACCUCAACCUGUGGCAUCAACCUCAACCUGUGGCAUCAACCUCAACCUGUGGCAUCAACCUCAACCUGUGGCAUCAACCUCAACCUGUGGCAUCAACCUCAACCUGUGGCAUCAACAUCAACCUGUGGCAUCAACCUCAACCUGUGGCAUCAACCUCAACCUGUGGCAUCAACAUCAACCUGUGGCAUCAACCUCAACCUGUGGCAUCAACAUCAACCUGUGGCAUCAACCUCAACCUGUGGCAUCAACCUCAACCUGUGGCAUCAACAUCAACCUGUGGCAUCAACCUCAACCUGUGGCAUCAACCUCAACCUGUGGCAUCAACCUCAACCUGUGGCAUCAACCUCAACCUGUGGCAUCAACCUCAACCUGUGGCAUCAACCUCAACCUGUGGCAUCAACCUCAACCUGUGGCAUCAACAUCAACCUGUGGCAUCAACAUCAACCUGUGGCAUCAACAUCAACCUGUGGCAUCAACAUCAACCUGUGGCAUCAACCUCAACCUGUGGCAUCAACCUCAACCUGUGGCAUCAACAUCAACCUGUGGCAUCAACCUCAACCUGUGGCAUCAACCUCAACCUGUGGCAUCAACCUCAACCUGUGGCAUCAACCUCAACCUGUGGCAUCAACCUCAACCUGUGGCAUCAACAUCAACCUGUGGCAUCAACAUCAACCUGUGGCAUCAACCUCAACCUGUGGCAUCAACCUCAACCUGUGGCAUCAACCUCAACCUGUGGCAUCAACCUCAACCUGUGGCAUCAACCUCAACCUGUGGCAUCAACAUCAACCUGUGGCAUCAACAUCAACCUGUGGCAUCAACCUCAACCUGUGGCAUCAACAUCAACCUGUGGCAUCAACAUCAACCUGUGGCAUCAACCUCAACCUGUGGCAUCAACCUCAACCUGUGGCAUCAACCUCAACCUGUGGCAUCAACCUCAACCUGUGGCAUCAACCGCAACCUGUGGCAUCAACCUCAACCUGUGGCAUCAACAUCAACCUGUGGCAUCAACCUCAACCUGUGGCAUCAACCUCAACCUGUGGCAUCAACCUCAACCUGUGGCAUCAACCUCAACCUGUGGCAUCAACCUCAACCUGUGGCAUCAACCUCAACCUGUGGCAUCAACCUCAACCUGUGGCAUCAACAUCAACCUGUGGCAUCAACAUCAACCUGUGGCAUCAACCUCAACCUGUGGCAUCAACCUCAACCUGUGGCAUCAACCUCAACCUGUGGCAUCAACCUCAACCUGUGGCAUCAACCUCAACCUGUGGCAUCAACCUCAACCUGUGGCAUCAACAUCAACCUGUGGCAUCAACAUCAACCUGUGGCAUCAACCUCAACCUGUGGCAUCAACAUCAACCUGUGGCAUCAACAUCAACCUGUGGCAUCAACCUCAACCUGUGGCAUCAACCUCAACCUGUGGCAUCAACCUCAACCUGUGGCAUCAACCUCAACCUGUGGCAUCAACCUCAACCUGUGGCAUCAACAUCAACCUGUGGCAUCAACCUCAACCUGUGGCAUCAACCUCAACCUGUGGCAUCAACCUCAACCUGUGGCAUCAACAUCAACCUGUGGCAUCAACCUCAACCUGUGGCAUCAACCUCAACCUGUGGCAUCAACCUCAACCUGUGGCAUCAACCUCAACCUGUGGCAUCAACCUCAACCUGUGGCAUCAACAUCAACCUGUGGCAUCAACAUCAACCUGUGGCAUCAACCUCAACCUGUGGCAUCAACCUCAACCUGUGGCAUCAACCUCAACCUGUGGCAUCAACAUCAACCUGUGGCAUCAACCUCAACCUGUGGCAUCAACCUCAACCUGUGGCAUCAACCUCAACCUGUGGCAUCAACAUCAACCUGUGGCAUCAACCUCAACCUGUGGCAUCAACCUCAACCUGUGGCAUCAACCUCAACCUGUGGCAUCAACCUCCCUGGCGACCGCCACAGACUUCCCUCUCCUACCAUGGGGAAGGUCCCCUCUUGACGAUUUUCCCCAUCGCCUCACCCUCUCUUCACCCUCCUCCCCUCCCAUUCCCCUCCCCCUCCCCUUCCCUUCCGCUCCUCCUCACCUCAACGAUCUCCCCGCCCACCAUCACGUGGCAGAUGGGGAAGCGCCGCCCCACAAUGCGCGCCCUGGGGAACGACUUGCGGAUCUGA